AUCGCAGACAGGCGGGCCCCGGGAUGCUCCCACUCCAGCCCGUCUCCAGCCACGCCGCCCCCCGCACCAACCCACCCCCACCACACGGAAGGCGGAAAUCCCCCACGCGCAAGCGUUUGCCUUGUUGCUUGGCGUCCGUCUGCCGAAACAAAAGUCGCCGUCCUCCCCCCUCGUCGCUUCAUCACCUCACCUCCGCCGUCGCCUCCCCUCAUCCCUCCACCGGCCCGUUUGACCCUCUCCCUGGCUCGCUCGUUCUCCUCCUCCUCCGUACCCGUCCUAGUAGGUUUAGCGCUCAACAGAACCCCAAUCACCACCCCGGCGCCCCCCGAGAGCAGUUGCCUUGCCGCUUGCUGCGGUUCCAUAUGGUGCCCCCCGCGUCGGCGUGAGGGCUGCGCGCGCUCGUGCUGUUUAUCGGGAGGAGAUAGAUGGGGCCCGCCGUCCGCAGUAGCGUCGUGAUCAGGGCCACUGUGGUAGGGCUCGUGCUGGUUGGCAUCGCCCUGGCCCUGCCGCUGGCCGCGGCGCUGCGGCCGCUCCGGGAGCACGUCGCGUCCAUCGGAGCCGCAGCCUCCGCUGGUUCGUGGGGCGAUGAGCAUGCCUUCUACAAAAGGGAUGAGAACGAUAUAGGCCCAUAUUCAUGGAAUAUUACUGGAACAUAUAAAGGGAGCUGGACUUUUGCUGGUGCCACAAAUGGUUCGUCUAGAUUUCUUGAGUUUGUGGAAUCUAAAGGUGAUUCAGUUUUGGAAUUGUUGAGCACUCCAACAAAGAUAAGCGGGGUGCAUUAUGUUCAGGGUUCAGUUACAUUCCAUGAUGUCAUUGACAAUGCCCACAAUGGUGGAGUGGCUCAAAUAAGGUUAGAAGGAGUUUACAUAUGGCCUUUUAGACAACUUCGCAUGGUAGCAAACAGUGGUGCAGAUGGUGAACCACUCCAGGAAGAGGAUUAUUUCUUGUCAAAUCCAUACCAUUUAUUGCGGAUUUUCUCCUCUCAAGUGUUUCAAGAAUCUUCUGAAGAGAAGAACCGAAGGAAGAAUUCUCUCACAUAUGACAUGGAGAAACAUUGCAACACAGAAAUAGCUGCUAAGGUGGUUCGUGUGUCAUCUAACCCAAAUGAUGGAGAACACGAGAAGUACCGUUUGGAGGGUUUGAUGGAGAGUCCAGCCGUCGAUGAUGAUGGGGAAUGCUUCUCUCCUAUCUUAUUGAAUGCAACUUCUUUGAAUGUUGAAGUUUAUUACAACAAAGCAGUCAACUACACACUGAUGGUCACUUUUAUCUCUUUCCUUCAAGUUUUGCUGCUGAUUAGACAAAUGGAGCAUAGCAACACACAAUCUGGAGCUGCUAAGGUUUCUAUUUUAAUGAUUGGCCAACAAGCUAUCAUGGAUGCAUAUCUCUGUCUACUUCACCUGACUGCUGGGAUAUUGGUUGAGUCACUCUUCAAUGCCUUCGCAACGGCUGCAUUCUUCAAAUUUGUUGUAUUUUCUAUUUUUGAAAUGAGGUACCUUCUCGCCAUAUGGAAAGCAAGUAGGCCUUUAAACAGUGGAGAAGGUUGGGAGAUAAUGAGGCGAGAGCUGUCUGUUCUUUACAGCCGCUUUUAUGGCAUUCUGUUGGGAGGAAUCCUUCUAAUGUAUGAGCUGCACAAUUUCUUACGCCCACUUCUCCUCCUGAUGUACUCCUUUUGGGUACCUCAAAUUGUCACAAAUGUCAUCAGGGAUACAAGAAAACCUCUGCACCCACAAUAUAUUUUAGGCAUGACAGUUACACGGCUUGCUAUUCCAUUGUAUAUAUUUGGUUGCCCUAGUAAUUUCAUGCGUAUCGAGCCCGACAAGAAAUGGUCCAUAGCUGUUACAGUAUUCAUGGGUAUCCAAGCAGCAGUGCUUCUGCUUCAGCACUAUCUUGGUUCUCGCUGCUUUAUUCCUCGCCAGAUACUGCCUGAGAAAUACUGCUACCAUAGGAAGGUAGAGGACAGCACAAAUCAGCCCAUCGAUUGUGUUAUUUGCAUGACUACAAUCGACCUUACCCAAAGAACAAGUGAAUACAUGGUGGCACCUUGCGAGCAUAUAUUUCACUCAGGCUGUUUACAGCGUUGGAUGGACAUUAAGAUGGAGUGCCCUACUUGCCGGCGCUCCCUACCACCAGCUUAGAUGAGGCUUUGUAUCAUAUAUAAUAGUGAACAAGAAGUAGGUAGCUCAGCUUAUACAAGGUGGGGGAACUGAUGUACAAUAAGGUGAGGCUGCAAUCGUGUGAAAGCUAUGAACAGAACUGUAGAAAAGUUUUAUACUAUUGAUUUCAAGAGGUCUUGUGUUGUGCAAACUAGCGUAUCAAGCAUCCCACGAAGAAAUCGUCCUUCCCCGCUCAUGCGGUUAUCACUGUUGCAUGCCUUUGCCUGCUACCAGUAUUUCGGCCCAGCGUUUUGGUCUGAGCUUUGUGCAAAGUUUGUUAACGCCGUGAAAGAGUUCGAGAUGUGCAUUCUUGAUUUGGUGGACACAUUAGUAGCGUGUUUGGUUUGAGGAAUGAGAUCUCUCUCACUCACUUUUUUGUUUGGUUUGUGGAAUGAAAUGAAUUAAUCUAUCACCAUUUCAUUUCUCGUAGACUCAUAAUUAGUAAUAAUAUGAGGAAUGGGUUUAUUCCACUAAA
This is a messenger RNA of Zea mays, 2628 nucleotides long. Its product is annotated as transmembrane E3 ubiquitin-protein ligase FLY2. Gene Ontology annotation, molecular function: ubiquitin protein ligase activity. Gene Ontology annotation, cellular component: endomembrane system. Gene Ontology annotation, biological process: proteasome-mediated ubiquitin-dependent protein catabolic process. The transcript is spliced from 15 exons. The record is from RefSeq and is a predicted model, not a curated record. The coding region runs from base 426 to 2135 and encodes 569 amino acids. NCBI's taxonomy places the organism in Eukaryota, Viridiplantae, Streptophyta, Magnoliopsida, Poales, Poaceae.